AAGACACCUCUGUUCUUCUUCCUCCCCAUCAAAAAAUUCCCUCCAUAACCAUCACCACCACCACAUGGCCAAAGUAAGUUGCUGAACAGACCAUCUGCUCGCACAUCUCCAUUGGCAAAUUUGAGGUCCUUGUCGUCGUAAUUGCUAGCUGGCGAUGAGGGCCCGGCAACAUCUGUUCCUCGCUGAGCUCCUCUUGGUAAUAUCAUGGGUGCUGUUAUUCUGUGACGCGGAAAAGUACGAGCCAACCGAGACCAUUCUAGUGGAUUGUGGGUCAGAGAAGGAUGGCCAGGAUGCUCAGGGGAGGAAAUGGGUCAUGGACAAGGACAGCAAGUGGCUCGGCGACGGCGGGAAGUCUUCCAUGAUGGCAGCCGCGGACGCCCAGGACCCAUCGCUCCCGUCGCCCGUGCCGUACAUGUCGGCACGGGUGUUCACCAAGGAAGCCGUGUACACAUUCCCCGUGGCAGACGCCGACCGGCACUGGGUUAGGCUCCAUUUCUACCCGGCAGCUUACCAUGACCUCCCCGCAGAGCAAUUCUUCUUCUCGGUGUCCACCGCCAGCGGCAUCACGCUUCUUCGCAACUUCAGCGUCUACAUCACGGUCAAGGCCCUAAGCCAGGCCUACAUAGUAAGGGAGUUCACGCUCCCACCUUCAACCACCGGCUCCAUUUCGCUGAAAUUCACCCCCACAGCAAUGAACAACGCGUCGUACGCCUUCGUGAACGGCAUCGAGAUUAUCUCGAUGCCGAAUAUCUUUGCCGAGCCGGCUACAUUGGUCGGCCUGGACAGCCAGACCGUGGACUUGGCCGCCGGAAGCCUCCAGACCAUGUACCGGCUCAACGUUGGCGGGGCAUACGUCGCGUCGACCAACGACUCCGGGCUCUCGCGCGAGUGGUUCGACGACACGCCCUACAUCUACGGAGCCGCCACGGGCGUCACCUUCGAGCCCAACGACACGUUCCCGAUCAAGUACCCGAGCCCCGAGGGGGAGUUCGCGGCGCCGGCGGACGUCUACAUCACCAGCCGCUCCAUGGGCCCAGACGGCAGGGUGAACAAGAACAACAACCUCACGUGGGUCUUCGAGGUGGACGCCAACUUCACCUACGUGCUCCGGCUCCACUUCUGCGGGCUCCGUGUCGACAAGGUGAACCAGGUCGUGUUCGACAUCUACAUCAACAACAAGACGGCCCAGGACAACGCCGACAUCAUCGGCUGGUCGUCGGCCAAGGACGUGCCGGUGUUCAAAGACUACGCGGUGUUCAUGCCCGACAUGCCAGGGGACAAGAUCCUGUGGCUCGCGCUGCACCCUGACGUCGACUCCAAGCCGCAGUUCUUCGACGCGAUCCUCAAUGGGCUCGAGAUCUUCAAGAUGAGCGACGGGUCCGGCAACCUGGCCGGGCCGAACCCUGACCCGUCGAAGAUGCUGAUGGAGUCAGAGGUGGAGCAGGGGAAGUUCAGGGCCAAGCCUAGCAACCUCCAGGCCACGCUGAUCGGGGGCGCCGCGGGUGGCGCCGCGGCGUUGGGGAUCGUGGCAGCCAUAUGCUUGGUGGUGUAUCAAACCAAGAAGAACAGGGCGCUCAGCAGCAGCCCGUCGCACUCUUCCGGAUGGCUUCCGGUAUACGGAGGGAACUCGCACACGAACGCGUCUUCGGGAAGCAGGAGCGCGGCGCUCAACCCGAACAUCACGGCCAUGUGCCGGCACUUCUCGUUCCCGGAGAUCAAGUCGGCCACCAAGAACUUCGACGAAGGGUUGGUGAUCGGCGUUGGCGGGUUCGGGAAAGUGUACAAGGGCGUCGUGGACGGGGACACCAAAGUGGCCAUUAAACGGAGCAAUCCCUCGUCCGAGCAAGGCGUGAUGGAGUUCCAGACGGAGAUCGAGAUGCUGUCCAAGCUGAGGCACAAGCACCUGGUGUCGCUCAUCGGGUGCUGCGAGGACGACGGCGAGAUGAUCCUCGUGUACGACUACAUGGCGCACGGCACGCUCCGGGAGCACCUCUACAAGAGCGGCAAGCCGCCGCUGCUGUGGAAGCAGCGUCUGGAGAUCGUCAUCGGCGCCGCCCGAGGGCUCCAUUACCUCCACACGGGAGCCAAGUACACGAUCAUCCAUCGGGACGUCAAGACGACCAACAUCCUGGUGGACGAGAAGUGGGUGGCCAAGGUCUCCGACUUCGGGCUCUCCAAGACCGGCCCCACGGCACAGAACCAGUCACACGUGAGCACCAUGGUGAAGGGAAGCUUCGGGUACCUGGACCCGGAGUACUUCCGGCGGCAGCAGCUGACGGAGAAGUCGGACGUGUACUCCUUCGGCGUGGUGCUCUUCGAGGUGCUCUGCGCGCGGCCAGCAUUGAACCCGAGCUUGCCGAGGGAGCAAGUCAGCCUCGCUGACCACGCAUUGAGCUGCCAGCGUAAAGGGACGCUGCAGGACAUCGUGGACCCGUUGCUCAAGGGGAAAAUCGCGCCGGACUGCAUGAAGAAGUUCGCCGAGACGGCCGAGAAGUGCCUUGCCGACCACGGCGUGGACAGGCCGUCCAUGGGGGACGUGUUGUGGAACCUCGAGUUCGCGCUGCAGAUGCAGGAGACAUUCGAGAACGGCGGGAAGCCGGAAGGCGGCGACAGCGUCGGCAGCAGCAGCAGCGGCAGCACCCCGCCGUCCAUGGCGGACAGCAUGGCCGCCAACGCGGCCGCGCUGUCGCUCAUCUGCGAGGACAUGGACGAGGAGGACAUCGCCAACAGCGUGGUGUUAUCGCAGCUUGUCCGCCCGACCGGCCGAUGAGUCUUGUCCGAUGGGAUGAACUUACGGAUUGGUGGGCAUAUGUACAUCUCAUCAGAUCAGUAUAUGUGUGUACGUGUGUGGCAUUGUCGUUGAUUCUCUGAUAAGUUGUGUGUCCUCAGUGGCUAUGUGUACCAACAGCUCUUAGCAUAAAUUCAUCUCAAAAAGAAAAAAAGACAGCUCUUAGCAUAAA
This is a messenger RNA of Brachypodium distachyon (stiff brome), 2960 nucleotides long. Its product is annotated as receptor-like protein kinase ANXUR1. Gene Ontology annotation, molecular function: ATP binding; transmembrane receptor protein tyrosine kinase activity. Bases 155 to 2770 code for a protein of 871 amino acids. Gene Ontology annotation, biological process: protein autophosphorylation. The transcript has a single exon. Gene Ontology annotation, cellular component: plasma membrane; plasmodesma. Lineage: Eukaryota; Viridiplantae; Streptophyta; Magnoliopsida; Poales; Poaceae. The record is from RefSeq and is a predicted model, not a curated record.